Molecule: messenger RNA, 2287 nt
Organism: Tribolium castaneum (red flour beetle)
Lineage: Eukaryota; Metazoa; Arthropoda; Insecta; Coleoptera; Tenebrionidae
Exons: 9
Coding region: 153-2270 (705 amino acids)
Biological process (GO): rRNA processing
Cellular component (GO): nucleus
Source: RefSeq, a predicted model, not a curated record
CUAAAAAAACUGUUUGAGAGCCACUGACACCAACAUAACCUAACUUUUUGUGUCCAAAAAAACGUGUUCAUUUUAGUUGAUUUGAAACGUUUUCUUCCAAUAUUCCGGAAGUUUUAACAAAUAUUUAACGAAGUGAAAGUAUAGGUUAAGAAAUGAAAAUGCCUCUGGACUCGGAUUGUAUUAAGGAAAUUGUAGCUUCUGCUACAGAUUCAGAGUCAGGACUUUUGUAUCUGUUCGCAAACAUGCAAAAUCCUGAAAGUGAAAAGUCUGUAAUUAUUGCUGUGAAUAAUUUAUUGGCAAAUGGAAAAACUCGUCUGAAGGGUUUACAACUGUUGAAAGAUUUACUUUUGUAUUGUUCGCACGAAGUCUUUGUUGAAAAUGCUUUACAAUGGGCAAGUUAUUGUAUGGUUCAACAUGUGGAAGAUGGGAGUAAAGAAAUAAAACUAAAUACCUUAGCCAAAAUUAUCGAGAAUUCGAACGACAUCGAAACCUUCAACAAAAAAUUUGCCACCGAAUACUUAUCCACAACACUGAAAGCCUGUCUCGUGACGCACAACAACGAUGAAAAAUUGUCCUGUUUGAAGUGCUUGGCCCAAUGCAUGAAACGAUUCCCGACUUGGUUUGGAAACCACAAACAAAAAGUUGAAGCUUUCCUAAUUGAAAAUUUAGAUAACUCGUGCGAGGAAUUAACCAAAUGGGCUGCUACAGCUUUUGUCUAUUUUCUCGAGACCGGAGGUGCCGGAGUUAACGGAAUUAACUACAUUAAUAAUUUUGAGCUACAAUUUCGAAAAAUCUGUGCCACUAUUCAAUUCUUGUACGACACGUUUCUCGAAAACGUACCUGAAAUUAACAACACGUUGAAAAUCGAGGCAGAAAUUUUCAAAUUCAAGGAAUUCUCCGACCCGAAUAAAAUUUUCGAAAUCACUGGGACUAGAAUUACAAACUGUUUAAUUUUUCUCCAAACUUUGCUAGCUAAACAAUAUUCCGUCGAGAAGCGAAUUGUUCCAAAGUUCGUUGUCGAUAUUAUUUGCAGAGGCCUCUCCGUUCAUUUAUGUUUCUCACGAGUUAUUACCGACGAAGAGAUUAAUAAAUUAAUUAGUCUGAGGAACAUUCAGCUGCACUUACUCAAACUUCUGCGCAUUUUCACUACAGGGUUUCAGCCAAGUUUAUUACCUUUUGCUUACGAACUGAAGAAAAGUUUGGCAAGUGUUGCAAAGCGAACAGAUGUCUGCAACUGUUUCACUUACGACACAAUUUUUAAAACUGAACUUUAUAAAGCAUUGCAUAUUUGGCUAAUGUUGAGCAAAAAUGUGAAUGAGACUUAUCUGGAGGAGAUUGUUGUGCCAAUGGCUAUUAAAGACAUUUCUCCAGUUCGCAAAAAUGUUUUGCUUAAUUUGGAUGUUUCAAAAAAGGGAAAAUCUGCGAAUCAGAAGGAAGUGAAGGACAGUGUACAAAAUAAAAAAAUUUUGGCAAAUAAUGAAAGUUUUCAUAGAGGGAAUGACUGUAUUAAUGCACUAGAAAUGUUGAAAUGUUUGCUGAAGGGGAGCUGCUUGAGCUACAACCAGACGCUGCUACAGGAAAUAGUCUCAACUCUUGUUGGAAUCGUUUCUAACUUGCAAAUUAACAAAGUGGUUCUUCCAUACUCUGACCCCAAAUGUCAAGUCAAGUUGUACGAGGUUUUAAUUGCAAUUUUUUCGCAAGAAAACGUCCAUUCUUUGUCGUCUUUGCAUUCGUUCGUUAUAAUUUUUACCAACGGAGCAAGGAGUUCGAAUCAUAGGAUAUCUCAGAUGUCGAGGGAAGGGUUAGAUUUGUUGGAAAAAAUUAGUCAACCUGUUUGUGCUUCAUUGUACGUUUGCGAGGCGAAAUCCAGUCAGCAAAUCACUUAUUUUGAUUCGCUUGGUUCAGAAAUGGAUGUAGCGAUUGAUAAAGACGAUAAUGUUACUUCUGAAGUGUCUCAAGAGAAUCAAGCGGAAGAAAACGGAACUGAAGAGAAAAAAAUUCAUAUUAUAAGUGAUAUUGUGAUUCCUCCUCAACCAGAAUUUGCAAAAGCGAAUGAAGAGAUCGUUUUUGUUGAUGAAAUGGAAAUCGAAGUUGUGGAAAGCAAUGGUGUAGACGAAAAUUUGGCGGAAGUAAGGAGGAGUUCUGUGUCAUCAUCUUGUGAUAUUGUAAUGGAAGAAAAUACGAAGAAAUUUUCAAUAGAAGUUAAGGAUGAUAACGAAGAUGAUUUGGAGGAUAUGUUUAGUAGCUUUCAGGACGUUGUGCAGGAAUAAAUUAAAGUCGUAACUUC